Molecule: messenger RNA, 1790 nt
Organism: Protopterus annectens (West African lungfish)
Lineage: Eukaryota; Metazoa; Chordata; Ceratodontiformes; Protopteridae
Gene: FOXD1
Product: forkhead box D1
Exons: 1
Coding region: 209-1228 (339 amino acids)
Biological process (GO): cell differentiation; regulation of transcription by RNA polymerase II; anatomical structure morphogenesis
Molecular function (GO): RNA polymerase II cis-regulatory region sequence-specific DNA binding; DNA-binding transcription factor activity, RNA polymerase II-specific
Source: RefSeq, a predicted model, not a curated record
UCUUUUCAAGACCUUCUCUUAUGUGUCGCAUAAGUAGCGCGCACUAGACCUGGUAAAUGAUGGCGUUGGCUUUCUUUUAUUAGAUGUUAUUUUUUAUUGACUGAAACUGAUUUCUUUCUGUAGUUCCUUAUGAGGACUGCCGUGGGAAGACGGAACCUGGAAAGCAUUACCCAGAUCAGCCUUAAAGCUAUAUGCUGCACUGCGAGCCAUGACUUUAAGCUCUGAGAUGUCAGAUGCCUCAAAUCUCACAGAAGAGACUGACAUCGAUGUGGUUGGGGAAGGAGAAGAAAGCGAAGACGAUAGCAUUCACCAGCACUCUUAUGGCAAGGUGGCACAAAUCAGAGAUGACAUAUUGGUGCCCAACUUUUCAUGCGUGGACAGCUCGUCAUCAGGGGAAUCUUACAAGCCAGCCAGCAAAAAUGCACUAGUGAAACCUCCUUACUCUUACAUUGCGUUAAUCACAAUGGCCAUCCUUCAGAGCCCCAAGAAAAGACUUACACUGAGCGAGAUAUGCGAAUUUAUCAGCAACAGAUUUCCUUACUACAGAGAAAAGUUCCCUGCCUGGCAGAAUUCCAUCCGACACAACCUGUCCCUAAACGACUGCUUUGUGAAAAUACCAAGAGAGCCCGGAAAUCCAGGCAAAGGGAACUAUUGGACUCUUGACCCCGAAUCGGCCGAUAUGUUUGACAAUGGCAGCUUUCUAAGGCGGAGAAAACGCUUCAAGAGACACCCUUCUCCGGAUCUGUUGAGGGAGCAUGGCGGCUUCAUUCCCGCCUACGGCUACGGACCUUAUGGUUGCAGUUAUGGGAUCCAGCUACAGCCUUACCCUUCUCAUUUAUUUGCCUUCCAGACUCCGCCAUCUAGACAAUCCCAUGAUGGAGCCAUCCUUCCAGCAGCCCCUACCCUAGUGUCCGGCCCGGCGGCUGAUCUUGCAAGGACAACCUUUUACUCCCACCCACAACUGCGUCCCACACUGACCUCCCUGCAGACUGGCAAAGCGAACUCUUCUUUAUCUAGGGCCCCCUUUUCCAUCGACAAUAUCAUAGGCAGUAGCCUCAGUACUGCUGGCUACGCACAACAGCCCCCAUUAAUGCCAUCCGUUUUACCUAUAGCUUUGCUACCUUCAAGCACGCCUGCAGUUGCCUUGUCCGCCAUUCACCAGGGGCAAGGACUACCACCCUGUACUGAAAACUUCACUAACAGGAUUUCUAAUGUUAAUGGAUAUUAAUUUAAAACAAGCAAAAGCAAUAGUAACGCCUCUCAGAAGGUAGGAGUCUGUUUUUAUAUGUUGUUGUUUCUUACAUCAGUUGGCUUCUGGACAUUUAGACGUGUCACUGUUGUUCACACAUAUUUAUGCAGUGAACUUUACGAGCGGCAAAGGCCAACCGUCGGCAAUAUUUUAUUAAAGACAAAAACAGCUCAAGUAUUAAAAGGGUUGUUACUUCUCUACACGGUAAAGUGUGAAGAAGACGCUCAGGUCUGAUGAAUCUAUCAGAGAAUGUUCAAAGACUAUUUCAGGGACAACAGAAAAAAGCAAUAUAUUGUAUAUUUAACACCAGUUUCUCAAGUAUACACCUUUUCAUGAUUCAAGUUUACAUGGAAUGAACUUAGCCUUGAAAAAAUCGUUUAUUUUAACCUGUGUUUUGUAUUAUGACUAUUGACACACGUUUUAUUUUAAUUUGUAUUUCUGUGUACUUCUCAAGAAAAUCUGUUAAGUUUUGCAAAGUAUUAUUGUACUUUUUAAUGUAAGAUUUUACACAUUUUCAGAAACAGUUAUAAUAAAAGUAAAG